UCCAACAACUACAACUAAAUCAAUACCAACAGCAUCCACCACCACAUCUGAAGGUCCAACAACUACUAAAUCUACAACCAUGCCUGCAGGACCCACCACCACAACUGAAGGUCCGACAACCACAACUAAAUCUACAACCACAACCACGGGAAUCACGACUGCCAGUGAAGGUCCAACAACAAAAUCUACGACAAAACCAUCAGGACUGACCACCACCGCCGAAGGUCCAACGACCACAACUAAAUCUAAAACCACACCCACAGAAAUCACUACUACCAGUGAAGGUCCAACAACAACAAAAUCUACGACAAAACCAUCAGGACUGACCACCACAACCGAAGGUCCAACGACCACAACGAAAUCUACAACCACACCCACAGGAAUCACUACUACCAGUGAAGGUCCAACUGCAACAAAAUCUACAACAACACCAUCAGGACAGUCCACCACAACGGAAAGUCCAACAACUACAACUAAAUCAACACCCACAGGUUCCACCACCACAUCUGAAGGUCCAACAACUACUAAAUCUACAACCAUGCCUGCAGGACCCACCACCACAACAGAAGGUCCGACAACCACAACUAAAUCUACAACCACACCCACGGGAAUCACUCCUACCAGUGAAGGUCCAACAACAACAAAAUCUACGACAAAACCAUCAGGACUGACCACCACAACCGAAGGUCCAACGACCACAACGAAAUCUACAACCACACCCACAGGAAUCACUACUACCAGUGAAGGUCCAACUUCAACAAAAUCUACAACAACGCCAUCAGGACAGUCCACCACAACAGAAGGUCCAACAACUACAACUAAAUCAACACCCACAGGUUCCACCACCACAUCUGAAGGUCCAACAACUACUAAAUCUACAACCAUGCCUGCAGGACCCACCACCACAACUGAAGGUCCAAUGCCUACAACUAAAUCUAAAACCACACCCACAGGAACCAUAUCGACAAGUGAAGGUCCAACAACACCAAAAUCUACGACAAAACCAUCAGGACUGACCACCACAACCGAAGGUCCAACGACCACAACUAAAUCUACAACCACACCUACAGGAAUCACUACAACCAGUAAAAGUCCAACUAUAACAACAAAAUCCACGACAAAACCAUCAGGACUGACCACCACAACCGAAGGUCCAAUGACCACAACGAAAUCUACAACCACACCCACGGGAAUCACGACUGCCAGUGAAGGUCCAACUACAACAAAAUCUACGACAAAACCAUCAGGACUGACCACCACAACCGAAGGUCCAACGACUACAACGAAAUAUACAACCACACCCACAGGAAUCACUACUACCAGUGAAGGUCCAACUACAACAACAAAAUCCACGACAAAACCAUCAGGACUGACCACCACAACAGAAGGUCCAACGACCACAACUAAAUCUACAACCACACCCACAGAAAUCACUACUACCAGUGAAGGUCCAACAACAACAAAAUCUACGACAAAACCAUCAGGACUGACCACCACAACCGAAGGUCCAACGACCACAACGAAAUUUUCAACCACACCCACAGGAAUCACUACUACCAGUGAAGGUCCAACUACAACAAAAUCUACAACAACACAAUUAGGACAGUCCACCACAACAGAAGGUCCAACAACUACAACUAAAUCAACACCCACAGGUUCCACCACCACAUCUGAAGGUCCAACAACUACUAAAUCUACAACCAUGCCUGCAGGACCCACCACCACAACUGAAGGUCCAACGACUACAACUAAAUCUAAAACCACACCCACAGGAACCAUAUCGACAAGUGAAGGUCCAACAACAACAAAAUCUACGACAAAAACAAAACAUCAGGACUGA
Messenger RNA from Syngnathoides biaculeatus (alligator pipefish), 1840 nucleotides. RefSeq names its product mucin-2-like. The record is from RefSeq and is a predicted model, not a curated record. NCBI's taxonomy places the organism in Eukaryota, Metazoa, Chordata, Actinopteri, Syngnathiformes, Syngnathidae. Bases 80 to 1840 code for a protein of 586 amino acids. The transcript has a single exon.